This is a messenger RNA of Sciurus carolinensis (gray squirrel), 4934 nucleotides long. RefSeq names its product myosin XIX (gene Myo19). The coding region runs from base 971 to 3892 and encodes 973 amino acids. Gene Ontology annotation, molecular function: ATP binding; microfilament motor activity; actin filament binding. Gene Ontology annotation, biological process: actin filament organization; vesicle transport along actin filament. The transcript has 26 exons. Gene Ontology annotation, cellular component: myosin complex; vesicle; cytoplasm. The record is from RefSeq and is a predicted model, not a curated record. NCBI's taxonomy places the organism in Eukaryota, Metazoa, Chordata, Mammalia, Rodentia, Sciuridae.
GAGGGUCGUCCGCUGCGCCAGAGAACCAGGUUCCCGCGGAGCCCGCGGAACCCUCUGCUUCCGCCUUCCAAGGGACGCUUCCGGCCGCCGCGGCGUUACCUGCUCUUCCGGGCCCGCAGAUUCCGCGCGGCCCCGCGGGAUGGCGUACCUUCCCCCGCUCCGCCGGUUCCUCACGCCUGGGCCUCCUCUGUAUUGGGCUUGUGAAGCCCAGACAAUCGAGUCGUGGCCAUGGGCAGGUCAGCGAGAGCAGCGGAAAAGGCGAGUGAUUCGCCUCACCCAGGCCCCUCAGACCCCACAGCGAGGCCCUGUCAGGGAAGCAGGGUUCGAGGAAACCGCGCAACACUCGGCGACCGCGGAGCGCCCAGCGGGCCAAGGAACGCGUGUUCCCCACGCCCAGCCCUCAGAAACGGACUGUCGUGACACCCUGCUCCACCCUAGGGUCUCGAGUUAUCCUGGUGGAACCAGCAGGCGGGACCCCACAGGCCACGUGCGUCCCGCGCCGCGUGUGCGCGCCCCGCCCCAGGGGAGGAGCCGGCCGGCUCCCGGCCACUUAGCCAGAACAGCCGCGGGCCGGGUGCUAUCCGGCGGUGCGGACUUUCUCUCCCAGACGCCCGCUCCCGGCCUUCCUUCUCCCUUCCCUUCCUUCCCUGGGAUUUUCCCGCUGGCCCGCCCGCCCGCCCUUCCAGUCGGCCUGGGCCGGGUCUGCACGCUCGCCGGUCGGGCCGUGGGAUCGAAAUUCGCGGUUGGUAGCCACGAACUGAGGAAGCAGGAGCUGGGAGAACUGGAGAAAACCGCUCUAAUCCGCCGUGACUCCAGAUAAAAGCUGAUGCUACAUGACUUUGGGAUGACUUGUCUGAGAUUCCUGCAGACCUGAGCCCUUUGCUAGAACUAUGCUGGUAACCCAGUGACCAGGUGAUUAGCACUUGUUGUGCAUGUGACCCAGAACCCUGGCUGACCACAGUGAAGCAGGAUGCUCCAGCAGGUGAAUGGCCACAGUUUCAGCUCUCAUGACCAAAGCAGAGUGUCCCUCAGAGAAGACCUACAGGAGUUCCUGAGUGGGGCAGCCCCACUGCACCAGUUGGAUGACCUCACCAAGGUGAACCCUGUGACACUGGAGACAGUCUUAAGGUGCCUGCAGGCCCGGUACAUGGUGGAUACAUUCUACACCAAUGCUGGCUGCACCUUGGUAGCUUUGAACCCCUUCAAGCCUGUCCCUGGGCUCUACUCUCCAGAGCUGAUGAGAGAGUACCAUGCUUCAUCUCAACCCCAGAAACUGAAACCCCACAUCUUCACUGUGGGUGAACAGACCUACAGAAAUGUCAAGAGCCUGAUUGAGCCUGUUAACCAGUCCAUUGUGGUCAGUGGAGAGAGUGGUGCUGGGAAGACAUGGACAUCCCGCUGCCUGAUGAAGUUCUACGCUGUGGUGGCCACCUCACCCACUUCCUGGGAGAACCACAAGAUGGCUGAGAGGAUCGAACAGCGGAUCUUGAAUUCCAACCCUGUCAUGGAAGCUUUUGGCAACGCGUGUACACUGAGGAAUAACAACAGCAGUCGCUUUGGGAAGUUCAUCCAGCUCCAGCUGAACAGGGCCCAGCAGAUGACAGGAGCUGCAGUCCAGACCUACCUCCUAGAGAAAACUCGUGUGGCCUGCCAGGCUUCCAGUGAGAGGAACUUCCACAUCUUCUAUCAGAUAUGCAAAGGUGCCAGUGAGGAGGAGAGGGUACAGUGGCACCUCCCCAAGGGAUCUACCUUCUCCUGGCUGCCCAACCCAGAGAGGACUUUGGAAGAGGAUUGUUUUGAGGUGACCAGAGAGGCCAUGCUCCAUUUGGGCAUUGACACCCCGACCCAGAACAACAUCUUUAAGGUCCUAGCUGGACUGCUGCACCUUGGCAAUGUCCAGUUUACUGAUUCGGAGGAUGAAGCCCAGCCCUGCCAACUGACAGAAGAUGCCAAGUGCUCUGUCAGGAUAUCAGCUUCACUGCUACAGCUCCCAGAGGACAUGCUGCUGGAGACACUGAGGAUUAGGACCAUCAGGGCAGGCAGGCAGCAGCAGGUGUUCCGGAAGCCCUGCUCCCGAGCUGAGUGUGACACCCGCAGAGACUGUCUGGCCAAACUGGUCUACUCACGGCUGUUUGACUGGCUGGUGUUGGUGAUCAACAGUAGCAUCUGUGCAGACCCUGACUCAUGGACCACUUUUAUAGGUCUGCUGGAUGUGUACGGAUUUGAGUCAUUUCCUGACAACAGUCUGGAACAGUUGUGCAUCAACUAUGCCAAUGAGAAGCUGCAGCAGCACUUUGUGGCUCACUACCUCAGGGCUCAGCAGGAGGAAUACGCAAUGGAAGGCCUGGAGUGGUCAUUUGUCAAUUACCAGGACAACCAGAACUGCUUAGAUCUCAUCGAGGGAAGCCCUAUCAGCAUCUGCUCCCUCAUAAAUGAGGAGUGCCGCCUAAAUCGGCCGAGCAGUGCAGCCCAGCUCCAGACCCGCAUUGAGAGUGCCCUGGCAGGCAGCCCCUGCUUGGGUCACAAUAAGCUCAGCCGGGAGCCCAGUUUCGUCGUGGUGCAUUUUGCAGGGCCUGUGCGGUACCACACAGCAGGCCUGGUAGAGAAGAACAAGGACCCCAUCCCCCCUGAACUGACUGGGCUCUUACAACAAUCCCCACAUUCCUUGCUUACUGUGCUAUUUCCUACUGACCCAAAAGAGAAGACCCAGGAGAAACCCUCUGGCCAGAACAGGGCCCCUGCACUGACUGUGGUGUCCAAGUUCAAGGCUUCCCUGGAGCAGCUCCUGCAGAUCCUGCAGAACACCACACCCCACUACAUUCGCUGUAUUAAGCCCAACAGUCAGGGCCAACCACAGACCUUCCUCCAGGAGGAGGUCCUGAGCCAACUGGAGGCCUGUGGCCUCGUGGAGACUAUUCAUAUCAGUGCUGCUGGCUUCCCCAUUCGGGUCUCUCACCAGAACUUUGUGGAACGAUAUGAGUUACUGAGAAGGCUCUGUCCUCACGCAUCCUCAAGCCUCCAUAACUCAUAUUCUGCCAAAGGGCAUUCUGAACAGUCCCCACAGCGUGAGGCAGCCACACUGCAGCCUCUCCUCCAGGACAUUCUCCACACUCUGCCAGCUCUAACUGAGACAGCAGCCACACCUGUUGGUUCAGCUGAGGGCACACCAGCUCCACUGCACUGUGGCAGGACCAAGGUGUUCAUGACUGACUUCAUGCUAGAGCUUCUGGAAAGUGGACGUAUGCAAGUGCUGGAGCAGUGUGCCCGCUGCAUCCAGUGCGGCUGGAGGCGACACCAGCAUAGAAAGCAGGAGAGGCAGAGGCGAGCCGCCACACUCAUUCAGGCAGCCAUUCGUUCCUGGUUAACUCGGAAACACAUCCAGAGGCUACACAUAGCAGCCACAGUCAUCAAGCACGCAUGGCAGAAGUGGAGAAUCAGAAUGACCUACCUUGCUUCUAAAGAACUGGAUGGUUUGGAAGAAAAACACAUGUCCCAAGCUCACAAUUCCCUGAGCUCCUCACUGCCCCCAGUGCAGACCAGGCUCCUAGGGGCAAUAAUCCGGCUUUGGCCUCUGGGACUGGUCCUGGCCAACGCAGCUGUGGGUGUACGUGGCUUUCAGAGAAAACUGGUGGUCUCUGCCUGCCUCCAGCUUCCCUCGGGCAGCUCGGGCAGCUCCAGCAGCUCCAGCAGCUCCAGCAGCUCCAGCAUCCAGGCAGCACAAGAAGACCAGGCUGGUGUCAGGUCCAUCCGAGCGCUACCUCAGGGCUCGAUAAAGUUUCACUGCAGAAAGUCUCCACUGCGCUACGCUGACACCUGCCCUGAACCUUCACCCUAUAGUGUUACUGGUUUUAAUCAGAUUCUGCUAGAAAAACACAGGCCAAUCCACGUGUGACCUCUUCUCACCCUCGGCUCUCACCUAGCUGGGUGAUCCUUAGUGCCUUUGUUUCUACAAGGCCUUUUCCUGCCAGCUGCCUUGCCAAAGACAUUUAAUCAGCACACAACUGCCAAACUAUUCCCACAGCAACUUCAAACAUACGCACAAGAACAGCUCCAAGCUGUGAGGCCUGUGCACCUGCAGGCCCAGGACUGCAACCCAAGCACUGACGGGGUGUCAGGGUUGAUAGUGAUCAAGCCAGGAUUCAGGCCACAGAGAACUUACCAUUUCUCUACCUUCAGAUCAAACUCAGCAGCAGGUGUGACUACUUUAGAGUUUGAUCUAUCACUACAGUGGGGCACCCAAUGAGCCACAAGCACUUUAGAAGAAAACGAGCAAACUUAACAUAAUAUGGGCUUUAGAACUUGGGCUGGGAAAACUUUGCAUUUAGUUCCUUAAAGGAACAAAACCUUAUUUAAUAAGUUGUUGGCUUAUUAAAUUAUUAAAUUUAAUUUCAAAUAAUCAGAUCAGGGACCAAGGACAAUGAACAAUGCAAUGUACAAGAGAAACACCAUACCUUGAUUUUAUUUUAGUAACAAUGAUCCAGUUUUUAAUUGAAAUGGGUACAAAACUUGACAAAUAAGUUGACUAUCCCAACUGUACCAAAAAUAAAACAUUUGAAAACAACUCUAUGACUGUCAAGUUCUCUUCAUUAAGGAUCUGCUACACUGAGUAGCCCCCAUGGCCUGAAACAUACACACCCGUCAAGAGGCAAAGACCUGCACAACCUCAGCAUACAGCCUGCAAUCUGGGAAGCCACCUCUUGUUUGGAGCCCCACAUUACCUGGCCCCCUGGAAGAAGGACUAGGUAGUUCUGGAGAUCAAGGAACACAGUGAUGCAUUUUAAGAGUCCUCAUUCUGUGAUGGUUCCACAAUUCUUAAACAGCAGUCCGCAAACUCCACAAACAAGGGCUCCUGCAUGUAGGCUCUCAUGAGUUUUGCUUUGUUGUCACCCUGAUCGAGGUUGAUCAUCAACUGUCUAAGGUGUGGAUUAAGCAAU